ACACGCCUUAAAAUCCUGGGGUUAGGCUAGUCCACUGGAAAUGUUGACAGAUGACAAGAAAAAGAUUUGAAAAAUAAUUAACUAGUGAAUAUUUCAUUGCAAAAAGGGAAUUAAAUCGUAAUUAAUCAUGGGAUUGCUGACAGUAUUAAAAAAAUUGAAGCAGAAGGAGAAGGAAAUGAGAAUUCUCAUGCUAGGCCUGGACAACGCUGGGAAGACGACGAUUCUCAAGAGAAUAGUUGGCGAGCCAAUAGACACGAUAUCUCCCACCCUGGGGUUCAAUAUAAAAACAUUGGAGCACAGGGGCUACAAGUUGAAUAUCUGGGACGUGGGUGGACAGAAAUCCCUGAGAUCUUACUGGAGAAAUUAUUUCGAGAGUACUGAUGGUCUCAUUUGGGUCGUCGACAGUGCAGACAAGCGUCGACUAGAGGACUGCAAAGCCGAACUGUACAAACUCCUCCAGGAGGAGAGACUCCAGGGUGCGAGUCUCCUCAUUCUCGCUAAUAAACAGGAUUUACCUGGUGCUCUGUCGUCAGCUGAAAUUGCUGACGUCCUCGGGCUCAAUGGCAUCAAGACCCACCACUGGCAGAUCCUCAAGUGCUCAGCUGUCACUGCCGAAAAUCUCGUCGAGGGCAUCGACUGGAUCCUCGAUGACAUCGCUGCCAGAAUUUUUUAUCUCGACUAGACAAUCCAUACGAAAUUUCAAUAAUUGACGAAUUCUCUCUAAUUCUCCAAUUAAUCUCAAGGCUUACGUGUAAUUUAUUUUUUUGGGGAGCAACUCCAAUUAAAUUCAGUGUAGACUUCGUUUUGUAUUAUUUUUGUAAU
Fopius arisanus is the source of this 822-nucleotide messenger RNA. RefSeq names its product ADP ribosylation factor-like 2 (gene Arl2). Gene Ontology annotation, cellular component: cytoplasm; microtubule cytoskeleton. The record is from RefSeq and is a predicted model, not a curated record. Gene Ontology annotation, biological process: protein folding. The transcript is spliced from 2 exons. NCBI's taxonomy places the organism in Eukaryota, Metazoa, Arthropoda, Insecta, Hymenoptera, Braconidae. Gene Ontology annotation, molecular function: GTPase activity; GTP binding. Bases 128 to 682 code for a protein of 184 amino acids.